Molecule: messenger RNA, 585 nt
Organism: Rhododendron vialii
Lineage: Eukaryota; Viridiplantae; Streptophyta; Magnoliopsida; Ericales; Ericaceae
Exons: 3
Coding region: 1-585 (194 amino acids)
Molecular function (GO): nucleic acid binding
Source: RefSeq, a predicted model, not a curated record
AUGGAUUCAGCUCCACCAACCAUAAACGAUGGGGUGGUCGCUGUCGAUCCUUUCUUGGUUGAGGCUCUUCAAAACCCUUGUCAUCGUCUCACCAUUCUGCAAAUGGAACUUGAUGUUCAGAAGUUUCUGAAGAAUUCCGACCAGCAGCAGUUUGAGUUCCAACAUUUCCCCACCUCAUACCUUCGUCUUGCGGCACACCGUGUUGCUCAACAUUAUGGUUUGCAGACUAUGGUUCAGGAUAAUGUCUUAGAUGGUCUGGGUACUAGAAUUGUGGUUAAGAAAUUGGCAGAUAGUAGAUACCCUGCAACCUGUUUAUCUGAAAUACCUGGUAAACAGUUGGAAAAUGAUAAACAUGAACCAAUUAAAAUUGUCAUGAGGCCGAGGCCUAGUAAAAUUCUCUCAGAGCAAGCCAGUGGGGAGGGAAUCAAAGGAAAUUCUGCAAGGGCUGUGGAGGAGAGGAAGGAAGAGUAUGAAAUGAAUGAGGCAUUCAAGUCCCCUCUUCACAAUGUGAUAGCAGAUGGUUAUUUCUUUUUGCUAACUUUUGAGAAUGUCACUAAAAGAUUUGAUCUCCAUCCAGUUUAUUAG